Messenger RNA from Melitaea cinxia (Glanville fritillary), 1603 nucleotides. It is a transcript of the gene Syngr, whose product is annotated as synaptogyrin. NCBI's taxonomy places the organism in Eukaryota, Metazoa, Arthropoda, Insecta, Lepidoptera, Nymphalidae. The transcript has 5 exons. The coding region runs from base 146 to 826 and encodes 226 amino acids. Gene Ontology annotation, cellular component: synaptic vesicle membrane; neuromuscular junction. The record is from RefSeq and is a predicted model, not a curated record.
UGUCACUGUUUGCAAAUUUGAGCUGUGUAAGCUGCGCGAUCGAUAACUUAUAUUGGAAGAUAUUCGGAGUUUGUGAGGUCAGAGACAUUGAUGGGCUCUUAGGUUCAACACUGAAAUACUUUGAGUAUCCUUAAAAAGUGCAAAAAUGGAAACAGCUGGUGCUUAUGGCGGUGGAAAGGCCGGAGGAGCCUUUGACCCACAGGCUUUUAUACAACGGCCUCCUGUAAUAGUCAGGGCUGUUUGCUGGCUGUUCAGCGUGAUCGUAAUGGGCUGCAUAUCAGCAAAGGGUUGGUACGUCAGCAAGACCGAUGGCAAUGAAUACUGCGUUUACAACAAUGAUACCAAUGCCUGCAACUAUGGUGUCGGAAUAUCUGUGAUCGCUUUCGUAGCAUCCAUUGCUUUCAUUGCCGGGGAAUAUCUCUUCGAGCAGAUGUCUUCUGUUAAGACAAGGAAGCAUUACGUGUUAGCUGAUAUGGGUUUCUCUGCAUUCUGGGCGUUCCUGUACUUCGUCGGUUUCUGCUACCUGUCGAACGCUUGGGGUAAGACCGAGACCCCACCGUUGGGCACCGCUAACAACAUGCAGGGCGCCAUCGCCUUCUGUUUCUUCUCUAUAUUUGCUUGGGUGGCGUGCGCGUUCUUUGCGUUCCAGCGGUUCCGCAUGGGCGCGGACGCGGCGUUCGCUCCCGCCUACGAGGUGGAGGGCGCGGGCAGCCCGGGCGCCUUCCCCGCCUACCCCGGCGCGCCCGACCCGCAGCCCGCCUACAGCGACCCGCCCUUCUCGCAGCCGCACACCGGCAACGUGGACUACACUGCCCCAACUUACUAAGCUGGCUCGUCGGUGAAACCCGCUCAUCUUCCACGGUCACGUUAAUGAAACGAGUAAGUUAUAAUUAAUACAUUUGUAUCCAAAAAAUGUAAAAAAAAGUUUUACUUAUCACAGAAAUUUUAUUAAAAUAUUUAUUUUUCAUGUGUCAGCAAUCAAAUAAUACUACUUAAAUAAGUAAUUUAAACAUUAUUAUUGUUUAAUCUAGUCAUUAAUACGUAAUAGUCUAAAAUCAGACCGAAAAAAAAGAUGAUAUAAGAAUCUUUUUAAAUUUAAAAUGCGAAUGUGGAUAAAAUCUCAUUAAUCUCAUUUACACCACAAAGAACGACGAGAGAUUAAUAAAUGUGUUAAUUAUAGCUUAAAUACUUUUGUUGUCUAUUUUGUUACUUAUAAUUUUAUCUUUAGUGUUAAGACUUAUUCAGAGUAUUUUUAUUUUAUCGUGAUAUAUUCAUGUUAAGUUACUCCCAUUUUAAUAUUUUACAUAUUUUAAUACCAUUGUCAAAAACUCGAAUAAUGGAUUUUUUUUUUAUUUAACGAGUUGUUAAUGGUCGGUUUUUUCAAUGAUGUUACAGAUUAUACAAAAUUCUGUAUCUGUCUUAAAUAUUAAUUAAUUUAUUUUGUUAAAUUAUGUAGCUAUAUUGCUUGACAGUACCUGCUUCUAGGUAUAUAUAUUUGACAAUAUAUCCCAUUACUGUAAAAUAAUAACCUCUAUAUGUAAAUAACAUGAGAAUACAUAAAAACGAAUACAUAUAUUGUUUGUGUGAUUUAUGGUUAUUGUGA